AUGUUUAAUUAUACCUAUUUCAAAACAACUUUGUUGUUGUUAGUUUUUGCAACCACUGCUAUUACAUCUCUAAGCCCAUCAGAAGUAUUGACACUACGAUAUUCUUCCUUCAGUUCUCAAACAAAUAUAAAUGUUACUUCACUUGAUGGUGGCGAUGUUGUUGGUUCUGGUUUAGUUAAUAAUCUUGUUUACUCUGCACUUCCUUCUGGAGUUGAAAAUACUGUAAUGAUUUUUGGACUUCAAAAUCUAAAUUUUGUGCUUUUUACUUUCAACUAUCAAACUUUUGAAACACAACAAGUUGGUGAGUACUUAGAUAUAAAAUCUUUUGGAUUCCAAGCAAACUCAUUUGGAUAUGAACCAUCUCUCGAAUUGGUAAUGAACCUUGAAGCAACAAAUGAGCAACUUAAUUUCAUUAGUUGGGAUUUCAAAAAUAAUAUUUUGAAUGUAUUGCCAUUGGAUGUUGGUGCUCAAGUAACACCAGAUACUGCUGUCGGUUGUUACGAUGGAAAGAGUAAUUAUUAUAUAGUGUUUGGUGAGAGAAACAAAAAUUCUACUAUCAUCAGUUACGAUAUCUUUGGAAAAGGUUUGUCGCCAGUUCAAUAUGUGUUGCUAAACUCGAAAAAUCAGUUUUUCUACAGUAUUUUCAGCGCUGUUUCAUACUCCAACAACCAAGUUGAACAACUCUAUGGUGUAGAGAUCGUUACUUUGGUGAAUGACACGACCGUAUAUACGUUGUAUGCAAUCGAGCUCGAUAGCUCAAGCAGUACCGCCACAACCACCUUUCUCCACGAAGUAUAUUCCACUGACUAUGAUUCCCGAUUGACACCAUUCGUUACCAACUCCCAAUCAAUUGUAUUCUAUACUAUUGAUGAACGUCAAAGAUUGGUUACAACUGUUGUACGGCUAGCUAAUUUACAAACAACAGUUUAUCCAACCUCGACAGAUUUCUAUAACAAAGAUGUUUCAAUGUUCUUACCAUAA
Molecule: messenger RNA, 981 nt
Organism: Heterostelium album PN500
Lineage: Eukaryota; Evosea; Eumycetozoa; Acytosteliales; Acytosteliaceae
Exons: 3
Coding region: 1-981 (326 amino acids)
Source: RefSeq, a predicted model, not a curated record